AUGCGUUUGACUUUUGUAUUACUUUUUGUACUGCUCAGCUGCCUAUUAUUGGCACAGCGGGUCGGCAGUCAAUCCUAUUCGAGUCCUGAGUACUCUGAUCCGGCUACAUCGCCAACAGGAACAGGGACUUCAAGCUCAGGCACCGGAAGCGCUGUCACCACAAACUCUACCAUAUCGCCGGAAUAUUUGCGUAAUACGCUACGCCUUCUAAAAAUCAAGCUUCAGCUCAAGAAACUGAAGCGCCAGCGUCAGCAGCGCAAGCGUCAGCAGCGCAAGCGCCAGCAGCGCAAGCGUCAGCAGUCACAAAAACGACAGGGCUGA
This is a messenger RNA of Drosophila montana, 321 nucleotides long. RefSeq lists its product as uncharacterized. Lineage: Eukaryota; Metazoa; Arthropoda; Insecta; Diptera; Drosophilidae. Bases 1 to 321 code for a protein of 106 amino acids. The transcript has a single exon. The record is from RefSeq and is a predicted model, not a curated record.